UCUGGAGCAGUCCUCCAGACUCGUCGUCGCCUGCUGCUAGUCUCCCUCACUACCCUCACCCUCCUCCAUUAUUGCGACCUCCUAGCCCCCGAUUGGGAUUCCUCUUCACUCUCUCCCUCUUGCUCCUCUCCCCAUCGUCUUCUCCCGUGUGGUGGGGACCGGCAAUGCUUUCUUAUCCACUGGCUGGACCGGGGAUUCUUUGUCGUAAUGAUCAUGAUACUUAAUUGAUGGUUCCCGCCAUUCUUCCGUCGAUCCCGUCCUUUUGUCUCCUUCCAUACUUAUCUUUAUCUACUACUUACGUCCCUCGGCUCAGCCUUAUUUCCAUCUCGGUUGGAACGAGCACCUGCGGGAGCUCCACUAGCACUUUGUAUGUCAUUGUCCUUGUCACUACUUUUCACCCGCACGCACCCCCCUUCCUACCUGCCGGUCCCCUGCUCUCUCUGGAAGCAUCCCCCAAGGCUCCCUGCAUUGAGAUCGUCACCGCUGUACCCUCCUUAGCAUUUCUGUGCCCCCUCCCCAUUAUCGUAUUGCAGCACGCGUCACUGCAGUCGACAAUGUUGAGACCCAACCAUUCAUUCACUAUAGCCUCUUCUCGUGGACACCGCACCGUUCCUGAACUGCCAUUACGAGGCACUGCCCGAUUAGGGCUGGCAUCUCAGCUUUCAGCUUUCCUCCAGCAUCCAGGGACACCCUGAAUUCGCAUGCGCCUUAUCAUCGGAGCCUGGACCCUCAUUCCUGAUUCUCCACAUCCCGUCCUACCUUCCCCUCCGAACAUUCCGCGGGGACGAACAGAUAAAUCCAAUACCUGAGCCCUUU
Aspergillus ibericus CBS 121593 is the source of this 816-nucleotide messenger RNA. RefSeq lists its product as uncharacterized. The record is from RefSeq and is a predicted model, not a curated record. The transcript is spliced from 2 exons. The coding region runs from base 228 to 695 and encodes 155 amino acids. NCBI's taxonomy places the organism in Eukaryota, Fungi, Ascomycota, Eurotiomycetes, Eurotiales, Aspergillaceae.